Penicillium oxalicum is the source of this 1755-nucleotide messenger RNA. RefSeq names its product flavin-containing monooxygenase. The transcript has 5 exons. NCBI's taxonomy places the organism in Eukaryota, Fungi, Ascomycota, Eurotiomycetes, Eurotiales, Aspergillaceae. Gene Ontology annotation, molecular function: NADP binding; N,N-dimethylaniline monooxygenase activity; flavin adenine dinucleotide binding. Bases 1 to 1755 code for a protein of 584 amino acids. The record is from RefSeq and is a predicted model, not a curated record.
AUGAUAAUGCGAGUAGCAGUCAUCGGUGGCGGUCCGGGAGGAUUGGCAACCCUCAAGACCCUGCUUGAAGCUUCAACAUCGGAACAUCAGAUUGAAGCUUGUCUUUUCGAGGCCGAGGCGGAUAUUGGAGGCACUUUCAAUUAUCGAGCCUAUGAGAAUGCAGAACUGGUCAGCAGCAAACAGUUGACCACCUUCUCGGAUCACCGGCUGCCACUCAACAGCCCGGACCAUGUAUCACUUCCAGGAUACGUGGAUUAUCUUCGCUCUUAUGUUACAAGAUUUAACCUGGGUGCACACAUGAAGCUCAACUGCCCCGUCAUUUCUGUGGAGCGAUUACCACAUGACUCCGAGUGGAAACAUCGGGUCAAGUAUCUCGAUAGGACCGAUGCAGACAACACGACGGAAGGAUACUAUGAAUGUACCCACAUCGCAGUCUGCACCGGGCUUCAUGUCGAGCCCAAUAUCCCCAACAUCCCAGGUAUCGAGCAUAUCAAAGGAGACGUGUUUCACUCAUCGCAGUACAAAGGCCGCUCUCAGGUAGCAGGCCGUAAUGUGUUGGUCCUCGGGUGUGGCGAAACGGCAAUGGAUAUUGCCUACGAGUCUAUCAAGGCCGACGCGCAAUCAGUGAUGAUGUGCUUUCGCACAGGCUUUCUGUCGUUCCCGAAGCAACUAAGCCGAUUCCAAGUCUUUGGUAAGACGUUCAGUGGAGGUCUUCCCAUCGACGGUCUCAUCACCAAUCUAUUCGAAACUGCAUAUGUGCACCGAGCGAUCGCUCAGAGUCGACUGCGCUGGUUCGUCUCUGACUUUGUCAUCAAGCGCGUCCUCUGGUUCCUGACUGGAACUCAGGCUGGGAUGAACCAGCAUGUUGGUGGUCUCCCGAAAGAGCGGUUGGGUCGAGCAUACGUCUUUCUCAACAAGAGCAACAAGGCAAUGCCGUACCUCAACCGGCCAUACAAGACACACAACCCAUUCCUCGCUUGCAUUGGAAAUCGCUACAUUGAUCCACCAGAGGACGCCAACUCGGACCGCGUCGUGGACACUUGUACCUGGCCAGAGUACAUUGACGAAACCGGCCAGGUUCAUUUCCACGAGAAUCCUCAGCGAAAAGAUUGGCAGCGAAUGAAGAAUCGGGUGGUCAAGCCGGAUUGUGUUGUGUAUUGUAGCGGAUACAAGCAAACGUUCCCGUACCUUGACGGCACCUAUCCCACAGCAGCAGAUGCCCAGAUCCGCAAUAUUGUCAACCCGUCCCAUCCAGACGUUGCCUUUAUUGGAUUCGUUCGACCAGGUGUCGGAGCAAUCCCUCCCAUUGCGGAGCAGCAAGCCAUGUGGUGGACUGCCCUCAUUACGGGUAAAAUGGAUCUGCCGACAGAUUCUCCGCACUAUCACCUCCUUGCGGCCAAAGGGUCCCGUAUUCAGUAUGGUGUAGAUCACAGCGCCUACAUGAGUACACUUGCCCGUGAUUUUGGUGGUGCGCCGGGGCUCUGGGAGUUAUACCGUGAACAUGGACUGCGGAUCCUCCUCGUCUAUUGUUUUGGUGCUUCCUUUGUCACAUUCUAUCGGUUGCUUGGUCCAUUCAAGUCGCCGGUUGCACCGCAAAUUGCCCGUACAGAAUUGGAAGAGACCAUUCGUCGACGCGGAAUUAUCGGAAACAUCUUUUUUGGGCUUAUCCCCAUGUUGUUCUACGGAUUGUUGAACGCCGUUGCCUUUGCGCUGGACCGAGUUGGGUUGCUAUCUUCAAAGGAAAUGGUGAUGUAA